This is a messenger RNA of Papilio xuthus (Asian swallowtail), 967 nucleotides long. RefSeq names its product ceramide-1-phosphate transfer protein. Gene Ontology annotation, cellular component: membrane; cytoplasm; cytosol. The record is from RefSeq and is a predicted model, not a curated record. Gene Ontology annotation, biological process: intermembrane lipid transfer; ceramide transport. The transcript has 4 exons. Gene Ontology annotation, molecular function: ceramide 1-phosphate binding; ceramide 1-phosphate transfer activity. The coding region runs from base 94 to 729 and encodes 211 amino acids. NCBI's taxonomy places the organism in Eukaryota, Metazoa, Arthropoda, Insecta, Lepidoptera, Papilionidae.
AACAGUAUGGUCGUGUCAGUUUGAAAGUAAAAAGACUGUGGACAGGGUGUUAACCCAAUUUUAGACCAUUUAAAAAAGUAGAUUUUAAAAGAAAUGUCUAAUGAAAAUACCUUAGAUUUGCAUUACGUUCAUCAGAGCUUCCAAAGAAGUCUAAAAGAAGAAGACGAUGUAGUGAUAGAGGCUUAUAUUGACGGAUACAAUGAGCUUGUGAAGUUCUUAAACUUGAUCGGGUCAGUGUUCUCUUUUGUGAGUAGUGAUGUAAAGAGCAAAAUAAAGGUGAUGGAAAAACAUAGAGAAGGUGACGAUGCUAUUUAUUACGAGUCCUUCAAGAAAAUGAUGAAGUACGAAAAAGAGACUUGCUUGCAUGAAAAGAAUGGUUUUGUUUCUGGUUCAAGGACAAUGCUACGAUUACAUAGAGGAUUAGAUUUCAUCAGAUUAUUUCUGAAGCGUCUAAGUGAUUCGGAUGAUACAGUUAACACAUGUACAACAUGCCAGUGUUCAUACAAUGAGACAUUGGCUGAAUUCCAUCCUUGGUAUAUCAGGAAAGCAGCAACACUGGCAAUGCAUGCACUACCCACCAGACCAGACUUAUUGAAAAAGAUCUUCGGUACCGAGGAUAGGUUAACUGAAGCGAUGACCAUACUGCCACAAACUCUACAAUCUUGUGACGAGGUAUACCAAAGAGUGGAACAACUAUACACGGAUUUCGACUUCCACGGCUUGCCAUAACUUUACUAGCCAAAGAAUCAAACAUAUCGGUAUAAAUACGUGGGUUUCCAUUGUCAAAACACUCACACAAAAACAUAAUCAUCUUGGAAAAUUGAAAUAAUAAUGUUGCAGUUUCGACAGUGUAAGCUCAACGUUACAGGUGUUAAGACGCUACGGUAAAUUGUGAGAAAAAGUAUUAAUUGUACUAGGGCAACAUAAAAACGCAGGACUCGUAUGGUAUGCGACUCCCCCGACCGCA